Messenger RNA from Mytilus californianus (California mussel), 1381 nucleotides. Its product is annotated as probable ATP-dependent DNA helicase RecS. The record is from RefSeq and is a predicted model, not a curated record. Gene Ontology annotation, biological process: double-strand break repair via homologous recombination; telomere maintenance. Gene Ontology annotation, cellular component: cytoplasm; nucleoplasm; chromosome. NCBI's taxonomy places the organism in Eukaryota, Metazoa, Mollusca, Bivalvia, Mytilida, Mytilidae. Gene Ontology annotation, molecular function: four-way junction helicase activity; 3'-5' DNA helicase activity. The transcript has 2 exons.
UUGACCGACCAAUCAGCGUGCAGAAAAUCAAUUUCGAUUAACCAAUCAGCGACGGGCUUAUAUACCAUUAUCGGAUCGUUAAAAAACAUGGAUGCGCCCAGUUUGGACAACGUUUUGACAAAAGUUUUGCCAAAAUUUGGUAUAAAUGAUAUAAAGAAGGAGCAAAAGGAAAUUUUAGAGUGUUUAGUUAACAAGAAGAAGUGCGUGGCUGUACUCCCGACUGGUUUUGGCAAGUCACUGCCGUUUCAACUGUACCUUCCAGUUGUCCGGGCGGUUAUUGAAAACAGUUCUGACUGAAAAGUUUUAGUCUGUUGUCCCUUAGUAGCUCUGAUGCAGGACCAGGUGGAAAAACUCUCGCACAUUGGAAAUAUUACUGCUGCAUACAAAGGGGCCAAGAUGAAGGAGACAGAAAAAAAGGCUUUUCGAAAAUGGUUUUCAAAUGUAGGUGAACUAAGAUCCCUCUUUUCCGAUGCUACAGUAUUGGCUUUAAGUGCAACUUGCACUGUAAGCUUUAGGAAAAAAGUCAUGAAAAUAUUGCAGCUAGCGGAGGACACAACAGAAAUUAAUUUAUCACCAAACAAGUCUAAUAUUAAACUAGUAUCUUCCAAAAUUAAAAAUUAAAUUGAAAUGGGAAUGACAUGGUAAGUAGAUGCAUUAGAGGAAAAAAGUCAGGACUUCCCACGUACACAUUUGUAUUGUUCAUCGAUAAAUGACACUUCCAAACUUUAUAAAUACAUUGUAACAGAAUUGCCACAUUGUGCCAAGUAUAUUGAGAUGUUCCAUUCUGAAACUCCAGAUGUUAACAAAAACAUCAUAAUUAAUGCAUCGAAGGAGGAAAGUAGUGUUUUGAGACUUAUUUUGUCAACCAGUGCCCUGGGAAUGGGUUUAGAUGUAAAAAAGUGUAGUGGAGUGGUAUUAUUUGGACCUCCAAAUUAUAUGGUAGAUUUGCUGCAAGAAAUAGGGCGAGUGGGGAGGGAUGGAAAUCCAUCAUUUGCCAUUAUCCUAUACAAUGGAUACCACUUGCAGAAGUUGAAACCGGAAGCUAAGGCAAUUCUUAAAGCUAAAGAUUGUAGGAGAAAGGAUCUGAUGUGUAAUUUCCUCAGAAAUUCAGACUUGGAUGAUUUGAUGAAGAAAGAAGGCAGGAAACAUUCAUGCUGUGACUUGUGUACUAAGUCUUGUAAUUGUGAAUCCUGUGAUAUGUUACCUCUUGAGAAGUUAUUUCUGUCAGAACAAGUUGUUGAGGAGCUCGAGGAGCAAGAAGAUUCUGCUGUUUCAGAUAGCGAUACUGAAGACUACAAUUUGUCGGCCUAUGAAUACUUCGAAGAUCUAGAUAUGGCUUUAUUAGAAAUACAAGAUGAUUAAAACAGUUGAUAUUUAUUUA